CACCAGGACCUUCAGGAGAGCGUGGUCUAAUUGGCUUUCCUGGGCGAGAUGGCACUGCAGGAGCUCCAGGACCACCUGGACCACCAGGCCCAGCAGGCUCACAGGGCACCCCUGGCCUGAAAGGUGAUAAGGGUGACACGGGACUUGGACUGCCAGGUUCUAGAGGUGAGCGAGGAGAUCCAGGGCCACGGGGUGAAGAUGGGCGCCCAGGGCUGGAGGGAGAUCGGGGACCUCCGGGUCUUCCAGGAAACAGAGGAGAGAGAGGUGACAAAGGAGAUGUUGGAGCUGUAGGGCCAAAGGGAGACAAGGGUGAUACUGCUGUUGUGGAGGGCCCACCAGGUGCUCGGGGGAACAAAGGGGAACCGGGAGACCGUGGCCUAAAAGGGAUGGAAGGAGAGAAAGGUGACAAAGGAGAUCAAGGCGUCCCUGGAGAAAAGGGAGUGAGAGGUGAGCAAGGUGAAAAGGGGUCAUCAGGAUUUCCAGGAGCACGAGGGCCUGGUGGGCAAAAGGGAGAAGUUGGUGAGUCUGGAGAGCCAGGCGAGCCGGGGCUCCCCGGAAAGGAUGGUAUCUCAGGAUCCAAAGGAGAUAAAGGAGACGUGGGGCCUAUUGGAAUGCGAGGUCCAAAGGGGGAUCGAGGAAUGAAAGGAGCCUGUGGCCAGGAUGGAGAUAAGGGGGAGAAGGGAGAACCGAGCCUGCCAGGUCGAAUGGGACUUCCUGGGAGGAAGGGUGAGCCCGGCGAAAUGGGCAUGUCUGGAACCCCAGGAAUCCCUGGGAAAGAAGGCCUCAUAGGACCCAAGGGCGACAGGGGAUUUGAUGGACAGCAAGGCUCCAAAGGAGACCAGGGAGAGAAAGGGGACAGAGGUGUACCAGGCGUUAUUGGCUCCCCAGGGCCCAGAGGCAGUGAUGGACCUCCAGGCCCUCCUGGGCCCCCUGGAAGCAUUGGUCCAAAAGGUCCAGAAGGGAUUCAGGGACAGAAGGGUGAAAGAGGGCCUCCAGGAGAGUCUGUUUUAGGAACUCAAGGAAUUCCAGGAGUCCCAGGAGAAAGAGGACAGCAGGGAAAUCAAGGGCCUGUUGGACCCAGAGGAGAGAAGGGAGAGCCUAGCAUGACGGAAGAAGAAAUCCGUCUGUUUGUCAGGUCGGAGAUGAGUCAGCACUGUGCUUGUGGAGGCCAGUUCUCCCCACCAGACACACGUGUCCUCCCCAACUAUCCAUCCACCCAACCAUUCCAGUCUGUUAAUGCUCAAGUAGUACCUGUGCUUAAGUUGUCCCAUGCUGAGGAAGAGGAGGGGGACCACGCACGAAACGUAGUGAACAUAAAUGAACCUGAAUAUGAGUAUUUCUACACAGAGGACUCUGAAGAGGGCCUGGAAGCAGAUGGGACAGAGAGCCCUAUGCUGAGGGAUGAAAUUAUGAGCCCAGUGGCAGCUCCCAAACAUGGACAGCAAAAGAGAGUUCUCUCUGAACAAGCUGACCCAUGUGCCUUGCCCUUGGACGAGGGAGACUGCAACAACUACACAUUAAAGUGGUACUAUAACCAAAGAGUAGCCGAGUGUCGACCCUUCAUCUACAGUGGCUGCGGAGGGAAUCACAACCGCUUUAACUCCAGGGAGGCCUGCGAGCAUCAAUGCACGCCACAAGCAAGUGCAAAUGGAUAGGAAAAAGGCAUAUAAAUUCUGAAGUGGGGCUCUUAUUCUGAUGGAACAGAGGAACUCACCAAAAGAAGAGAUCACCAGCCUUGCAGGUUCUGGAAGGGGAAACCUAGUCAUAGCCUGCACAAGAUCUCAGAUAUACACACUUCCUUUGGCCACAGACUCACCUUGCUGCCAUUUCCACUGCUUGUAGCACGAGAGAGAGAAAGAGAGAGAGAGAGAGAGAGAGAGAGAGAGAGAGAGAGAGAGAGUGUAGGCUGCUUCAUCUGGAGCAGAGAAACGGUGCUAUUCAUUUUUUAAAAGAAAGUAUUUUUAUUGCUCUUGGUUUAUUUUUUAAAUUAAGGUGAAAUUUUUAUCAAAUGAAAAACAUAAACAUAACUUCUUUUAUAUGUAAUAUAAAAAAGAAAAGACAUAUUUUAAUUAGAGGAGUUUUAACUUAUUUGAUG
Molecule: messenger RNA, 2095 nt
Organism: Gekko japonicus
Lineage: Eukaryota; Metazoa; Chordata; Lepidosauria; Squamata; Gekkonidae
Product: collagen alpha-1(VII) chain-like
Exons: 26
Coding region: 387-1655 (422 amino acids)
Molecular function (GO): serine-type endopeptidase inhibitor activity
Source: RefSeq, a predicted model, not a curated record